AUGGUCAGAAGGCAUGCGGACCACCUGUUCAACCUGCGUAAGAAGAUAGACGAGUCUCUACGAGACUACCUGAGACGGUUCAAGGCUGAGAAGGCUAACAUCAUAGGAUGCAAUGACCAAGUUGCAUCCUCAGCUUUCAAGAAGGGCUUGCCAACCGAGCACGAGCUAUACCGGGAGCUGGCCAUAACUCCAAGUCAAACCUUAGCAGAAGUGUUCGCGACAGCAGAGCGCUACGCACUUUGGGACGAUGAUCGUAUCAUCGCAAAGAAAGCUAGCAAGCAAGUUGACCACCCGACGAAGCAGGCAAGCCAAAAGAGCAACAAGUUCGAGCAAAAAGCCAGAGAUAAGCGCAGAUCACGGCCCCAAGAUGGAAACUCAGAAACAGGGACCUUCACUGAGUUCGCUAUCCCAAUCCACCAGAUCCUAGCUCAGGUGAAGGAUAAGCCGUGGGUGAGGAGACCAUCACUUAUGAAGGGAGACCCCUCUAAGAGGGACACCAGUAAAUACUGCGCAUUCCACGGGGAGCAUGGUCAUUACACCAACAACUGCAAUGCUUGGAAAAGGCACCUUGAGGAGCUAGUCAGAGAAGGCUAUUGCACAGAGUUCGUUGCAAAGAAGGCCAUCCAGCAAAUCGAGGAUCGUGAUGCAGCUGCCAAGGAACCUCCCCAAAAGGUCAUUCGAAUCAACACCAUUCUAGCCAACUCCCAAAAGUCCGGGCUGACCACCAAGUCAUAA
Prunus armeniaca (apricot) is the source of this 735-nucleotide messenger RNA. The record is from the annotation of a GenBank genome assembly. Lineage: Eukaryota; Viridiplantae; Streptophyta; Magnoliopsida; Rosales; Rosaceae.